CAUCCUCCCACAACACAGCACAACACAAUGGGGCUGUAAUGUCAGCGACGGGCGAGAUUAGAACAUCCUCUCAACAGUACUGAAUCUGUGUAUGGAUUUAAUGAUGAUGAAAAAGAAGAAAUUCAAGUUCAAGGUGGAUUUUGAGCUGGACGAGCUCUCGUCGGUCCCAUUUGUCAACGGUGUCCUUUUCUGUAAAGUCCGACUCCUGGACGGCGGGUUCUCCGAGGAGUCUUCUCGGGAGCCAGUGCAAGCCAACUGUGUUCGCUGGAGGAAGCGGUUCUCUUUCCCCUGCAAAAUGAGUGCCAACGCAGGGACAGGUGUGCUGGACCCCUGUAUGUGCCGUGUAUCUGUCAGAAAGGAGCUGAAGGGAGGGAAGGCAUAUGCAAAGCUUGGUUUUGCAGAUCUGAAUUUAGCAGAGUUUGCCGGCUCAGGGAAUACAACCCGCAGAUGUCUGCUGGAAGGCUACGAUACCAAAAAUACUCGUCAGGAUAACUCCAUUCUCAAGGUUAUCAUCAGUACACAGCUCAUGUCAGGAGAUCCCUGUUUUAAAACGCCUCCCUCCACAGCCACAGUGAUAGGGAUCCAGGGAGACGUAGAGAGCCUGCUGGAGGAGAGGAGGGGAGGAGACUCACAGAAAGGCUGUUCUGCAGAGAGUCGAGAAGGGAAGUGCCCGGUUGUUUCUGAUGACUUGGGAGGCUGCGGCCACUCCCGAACCUCCAGCUAUGCCAGCCAACAGUCCAAACUGUCAGGCUACAGCACAGGUCACUCCCGCUCCUCCAGCAUGUCAGAGUUCAGCCACCGAAGAAACCAUUCGGUUGGCAGCGCCUCAACGGGCAUAGGCAGCAUCCCAGAACCCAGUGAGGACCGAGACAGGGAGUCCAGACCCUGUCCUUCACUGCCUGAAUACCCAGUCCCCACAGCCACCUCUAGCAACUCCCAAGGCACACCAGUACGGAGUGCCUCCUCCUGUGAACGACUCAACAGACACCCAGUGAAACAAGACUCCAUGGAGUCUCAGCUAAAGAGAAUGGACGACACACGGGUGGAUGCUGACGAUGUUGUGGAGAAGAUUCUUCAGAGUCAAGACUUCACGCCCAGCCUACAAGACUCCAACACUGAAGAGGAAGGCUUGCGUCUGUUUGUUGGGCCAGGGGGAAGUACAGCCCUUGGAAGCCAUCACCUUCCCACCAGGGUUGGUGCUGGGGCGUACGAACAGGUGGUGAUAAAGCGUUAGGCCUGCAGACUAGCAGCCUAUUAGUGAUGGACUGACACUGCUUACAUCCAAAACUUGGAAACAAGGCUGUGUCCAUUUCAAUCUGCAUCCUUACAGCUCAUUACCAUUCCGUGUUCCUAUUUACCUAUUUACUGCUUGACACAGUAGCUUCCUGACAGAGUUUUAACAGCUAGAGGUGGACAGUCAGCAUCUCAAUGUAAGCACACACACAACUGUGAAUUAAGGAAAAUUAAACAGACCAGAUUGUUCUAAACAUUUUACAUUUAUGUAACAGAAGGUUAACUUAGCCACCCAGUAUCCAAUCCCGACUCAUUAUAAACUGUUAGGUACUUGAAGAUUAACCUCUAAUUCACCUCUAAUGGGGAGCAGGUGUGUGUGUGUGCAUCAUCAAAAUGAAGGGAAAUCUACUCUGACAGGAGUAUGCCAUGAGUUUUCAAUACAUUCCUUUUGUCUGUGUGAUUGUUUUAGACUUUCUUCUCAAAUAGGACUAUUUAAUAUUCGCCUAUAAGCUGCAGUUGUUGGCACUCUAACAACCGUUGGUGUUUUGAAGGUGAGAAUAUUUUACUACAAAGACGAGGCGUCAGAUGCAAGCUAUUAGAUGUGUGAAUGUGGACUGUGUGUGUGUGUGUGUUGCGUGUGUGUGUCGGGUAUGUGGUAAGACUACUUUCAUUAGUAGUAACAGUUAUCUUGGAUAAGCGGGGGGAUUUGUGAUCUCUUGUAAGAAAUGCUAUGUUGGUGCUUUGAAAGAGAAAAUUGGAGCAUACAACAAUUUGCUGUCUUUGUAAUCAUAGAGGUCGCUGUUCUUAUCUGCAGAGGAUCGUUUUAAAAAUUAAAACAUACAGUAUUAAUCUGCCCUACAAAGGUUAAAAAUUCAGUUGAGACCCAAAUCUGACCUGUGAAAUGUGCUCUGUUGUAUAAACAAAUACUGUAGAAUUUGUUGUCAAAACAGGUUUGAAAAUGUGCGGUUAUUACAAAUUGGAGCUGAAAACUGAAUUCUGGAUGUGGACUGCUCCCCAGGUUGCAGUAAUUACACUUCGGUUUGCACAGACAGUCUACUUGAAGCUAAAGCAAUACAGCUACAUAUAUGAAAGCUAGCUGAAGCCAUUCCUAGCUUUACCUUAAACUAAAACUAAAUCCAGUUUUUCCCUUAGCUGUUAUCUGUUAACGAUUAGUGAAUUAAGAUCUUGGUUAUUCAGUUUCUUACUUCACAAACUAAAAGAGCCAGAAACAACAGAGAAGUGAAAAGCUAAGUUUUUUCAUGACUUCACUCUUUCUGGAAGUUAUCGCUCUCUGCCUUUGUAGGGUAGAACGGAACAGGGGCUCCUAUGAUAAAUAUGCUAUAAAUUAGAUAUAUAAGGGGCAUAUAUCUAAUUCCCAGUGUUUCAGUUGCAAAUCUGUUGUAUACCUACGCUUUGCAACACUUUUAAAAACACCUCGAAGCUCGCCUGUUGAACAGGAAACUUAGAUCAGUGAACAAAUCAAAGAUCCUGUGAUGCAUCAACAAUUUCAUUAAUGUGCAACUGUUGUAUACUGUAGUAUACAGCAGAGUGAAGGACUAGUUUAAGUAAUCCACUGCCAUGAACAAACUAUUAAACAGCACCUGUAUUUUAAAAGACCCAGAGUAAUACAGAAGCUUUGUGUGUGUAUUUGUCCAAGCAUCAUAUCAACCGUUGGUUCAAAACAAUCAGGUACAUUGAUGAUUAAUGCUAUAGACAGAAAUCUAACUGCAAUAUAAAUCUGCUGAGAAUUCUGAAACCCUGAUAAUGUCACACAUGUAGACUGUUUGCAUUUGUAGCUUAAUAGGGGAGUAAGUGCGCAAUUUGAUAGACUGAGAGCAAAUUAGACAAAGUACACGACACACUGAUAUUACCUGGGACCUUGUCAGGCCUAUGCAUAAAGUGUAAUGACAAAUUAGACACAUUAUAACUAGUGAACAGACUGUACAGUAUCUGUAAUCUUCUGUCUCCUGUUAUAACCUUUAGCAGAGGUGGGAUACUUCCUCUUCUAGAUUAACUAUAAACAUGUUAUAUAAAUAUCUGCACAAGCGUCAGUGUAUGGUGUUUUAACUAUACGUCAGUGUUCUGUUUUUAACGUUUGUGUGUUCUGCAUGAUUAAGAUGUCCUUUUGUUAGCUUGCAGAACAACUUGACACAUCAUCUUUUUCCUGAUUUGAUAUUGUGCCAUCUUUUAAUCUCAAUAUAUCCACACUGAAGGAACAAUUUCGUUCACCUAUUUAGCACGUAGGAAAAUGUUUUUGUUCUCAUUACUUAUUGUUACAAGCAGAUAUCUGCACAAACAUCAGUGUAUAACUGUAAAUCAGUGUUUUCAUUCUGUGUUUUUUUAUGUCCAGCAUGGUUUAAAUGUCCUGUGAUUACAUCUAUAGGAUGUUGUUUUUGAAUCUGUCAUUGCUGAUAUUGUGCCAUAUUUUUGCUAAAUACUUUAUUGCUUAGGGAAAAAGCAUUCGCACUACAAAGUUAAGCCAGUGUUAAAUCUAUGAACUAUGGCUACCAAAUAACUAUUGUAGUGGGGGUUUUUUUUUGUCUUUUUGGAUAAAAAUCACUUGUUUUACCUGUGUGACACAGGUAUGUUCAUCUUGGUACCUAACAUGUUGUUACAAACAUGGUUGCUUCUUCUCUUCUGUGAAGCUGUUGUCUAUAUAAAACUGUAAAAUGUAUUCUCAUGUAAAGUGAUGUUCUGCGCUGUUCUGACACUGUCCAGUGUUUCCUGUUACAGACUCAUACUUUCGACCAACAUUUGCUUCCUUAACAAGUGUACUGGAUGCUUCAAAUGUGUACCUUGCACUGAUUAAAACUGUUUAAAAGCC
Messenger RNA from Toxotes jaculatrix (banded archerfish), 4057 nucleotides. It is a transcript of the gene eeig2b, whose product is annotated as family with sequence similarity 102 member Bb. Bases 92 to 1234 code for a protein of 380 amino acids. The transcript has 11 exons. The record is from RefSeq and is a predicted model, not a curated record. NCBI's taxonomy places the organism in Eukaryota, Metazoa, Chordata, Actinopteri, Toxotidae.